This is a messenger RNA of Hemiscyllium ocellatum (epaulette shark), 3076 nucleotides long. Its product is annotated as zinc finger protein 229-like. Gene Ontology annotation, cellular component: nucleus. Gene Ontology annotation, biological process: regulation of transcription by RNA polymerase II. The transcript has 5 exons. NCBI's taxonomy places the organism in Eukaryota, Metazoa, Chordata, Chondrichthyes, Orectolobiformes, Hemiscylliidae. The coding region runs from base 858 to 2639 and encodes 593 amino acids. The record is from RefSeq and is a predicted model, not a curated record. Gene Ontology annotation, molecular function: RNA polymerase II cis-regulatory region sequence-specific DNA binding; DNA-binding transcription factor activity, RNA polymerase II-specific.
GAGGCUCCCCCGGCCCCGCCCAUCCCCCCGUGCAGACGUCACGCGGGGGUGAAGGCGGUUGGGAGGAGAAGUCGCUCGAGCGGGGAAGUGGCGGCCGUUAGGAAAAUGGCGCCGUGCGGCCCGGGGCAGACCCCCGUCACUGGUCACCGCCGCCUUCCUGGUGCAGCUGCUGUGUCACGGCCACACCGGCCGGCUGUACAGCAGGCAGGAGCCGGUGACCAUUCUGGAGGCGGAUGGGGUUAAGGGCCUGUUUGGGAACUGGUCGGCCGCCUGGGUGGUGGAGUUCUACUGGUCGUGGGGCGGCCCCUGUGUCAACUAUGGGGCCACCUGGAAGGUACUGGGCCCGGGAGGUGAAAGGAGCCGCACUAGGACCACGCAGGGCUGUGGGUCCGACCCGGACCUGCACAUUUCGAUCCGGUGUGCCCGCUCCAGACUCAACAGGCCAGAGUACAACUCCAGCCCCAGGAAUCCAAUAAGGUCUUCGCCUUCCUCGCAUUCCGGAAGACCCACGAGCUAGUAUUUGAUCUGAAGAUGAAGUUUCAAAAUCAACAGAUGAAGGGCUUAUGCCUGAACCAUUGACUCUCCUGCUCCUCGGAUGCUGCCUGACCCGCAGUUUUUGACUCUGAUUCUCCAGCAUUUGUGAGUCACUCAAUCCAUCAGGACUGCAACGAUGUUCGACCUUGAUCCAAUUGGUUCCUGUUUCAGUACGUUUUCAGCAUCAGUGGGACUGGAAGAGAGACCCGACUGUUGCAGCAACGCACGGAGUGUGGAGCCUGAAACAGUUAACUGGCCUGGAAAGAGGAAUUCAAGGCUGGGAGAGGACAUACACGCGUUUGUGUGCAACUGUAGCUUUGGCCAUGGAGAAACCAUGGAAGUGUGGCGACUGCGGGAAAGGUUUCCGUGUCCCGUCUGCCCUGGAGACACAUCGGCGCAGUCACACCAGGGAGAAGCCAUUCUCCUGUCCUGAGUGCGGGAAGGCCUUCAGUGAUUCCUCUGCCCUGCUGAGGCACCGGCGAGUGCACACAGGGGAGAGGCCCUUCAGCUGCCCUGAGUGCAGGAAGAGCUUCAGCGAUUCCUCCGCCCGGCUGAGGCACUUGCGGGUGCACACAGGGGAGAGGCCCUUCAGCUGCCUCAAGUGUGGGAAGGCCUUCAACGAUUCCUCCGCCCUGAUAAGGCACCAGCGGCUGCACACAGGGGAGAGGCCCUUCCGCUGCCCUGAUUGUGGGAAGGUGUUCACUCGCUCCUCCCACCUCGUGAUUCACCAGCGGGUCCACACCGGUGAGAAGCCCUUCCCCUGCCCCAAAUGUGGGAAGGCCUUCAGCGAUUCCUCUGACCUGCUGGCCCACCGGCGGGUCCACACUGGCGAGAGGCCAUUCACCUGCUCUGUCUGCGGGAAGUGCUUCACAUGCUCUUCCGACCUGCUGAAGCACCAGCGUGUCCACACUGGGGAAAGGCCCUACAGCUGCUCUGAGUGUGGGAAGGGCUUUACCCAGGCAUCCCACUUGCUGACACACCGGUGGGUCCACACUGGGGAGAGGCCGUUCACCUGCCUCGAGUGCGGGAAGGGCUUUGCUGUCUCCUCCAGUCUACUGACGCACCAGCGGGUCCACACUGGAGAGAGGCCUUAUAAAUGUGGCGACUGUGGGAAAGGCUUCCGUUUCCUGUCUGCCCUGGAGACUCAUCGGCGCAGUCACACCGGGGAGAGGCCAUUCCCCUGCACUGACUGCGGGAAGGCCUUCAGACAUUCCUCCCACCUGCUGGCCCACCAGCGGGGCCACACGGGGGAAAGGUCCUUCAGCUGCCCAGAGUGCGGGAAGGCCUUCAGCACUUCCUCCACCCUGCUGAGCCACCAGCAUGUCCACACUGGAGAGAGGCCGUUCACCUGCCCUGAAUGUGGGAAGGCCUUCAGGUAUUCCUCCACGCUGCGGACCCACCGGCGUUUCCACACAGGGGAAAGGCCGUUCAGCUGCUCCGAGUGUGGGAAGGCCUUCAGGUAUUCCUCCGCCCUGCGGAGCCAUCGGCGCGUCCACACGGGGGAGAGUCCCUUCAGCUGCCCUGAGUGUGGGAAGGCCUUUACCCGCAUCUCUGCCUUGCGGAGCCACCAGCGGAUCCACACCGGGGAGAGACCCUUUACCUGCCCCGAGUGCGGGAAGGCCUUUACCGACAUCUCCUCCCUGAUGAAGCAUCAGCGGAUCCAUACUGGGGAGAGGCCCUUUAUCUGCUCUCAGUGCGGGAAGGCCUUCAGCACAUCCUCCCACCUACUGAUCCAUCAGCGUGUCCACACAGGGGAGAGACCGUACACCUGCCCUCACUGUGGGAAGGCCUUCAGGUAUUCCUCCUCCCUGCUGACCCACCAGCGGAUCCACACAGGGGAGAGACCGUACACCUGCCCUCAGUGCGGGAAGGGCUUCACCCGCUCCUCCCACCUGCGGAGACACCAGCGGAUCCACACGGGGGAGAGACCCUUCAGCUGCCCCGAGUGCGGGAAGGCCUUUACCGACAUCUCCUCCAUGAUGAAGCAUCAGCGGAUCCACACUGGGGAGAGACCGUACACCUGCUGUCAGUGCGGGAAGGGCUUCACCCGCUCCUCCCAACUGCGGAGCCACCAGCGAGUUCACGUGCCAUUGCAGGGGGAUUGAAGAAGUUACGGCUGAGUCCCAUUAUCGAUUGGACUAUCAACCCAGUUCCGGAGAUUCCCGGGUUUGAAUCCCCCACGACAGAUGGCAGAAUUGGUAUUCGGUCAGAAAUGUGGAGUUUGGAAUCUAACAAUGAGACUGUUUCAGGGAGGGGUGGUGCAGGGGGGAAAGCCCCCAUCUGAUUUACUCUCUCCCUUGUUAGGGAAGGGAACCGCCAUUGUGGGAGAGGAUUCACUCAGUUGUUCCAGCUGCAUCCUUUACCCGGUCUGGCCUACACGUGACUCCAGACCCACAGCAGUCUGGUUGACUCUACACUGCCCUCCCCCCACUGGCAAAGGAGCGGGGAGAAACUUACUUGGAGACAGGGUAUGGGUUGAAAUUGCUGAGUGAGGCAAUACUUCCUCCGGGUUACGGCUGUACCAAGGAUCCAGUAACAAAGG